CUUCGAGACAGUCUUCACCAGUGUCUCGGCCACGUUGCAUCCACCACGUUCAAUCGGUCAACCUGUUCCUUUACUAACAGGUCAACUACUCCCUUCCAGGCUCACUCUCUCUCUCUCUCUCUCUCUCUCUCUCUCUCUCUCUCUCUCUCUCUCCGCCACGAUCCUUGCAAUCGAUACCGCGUUCUUGGCAGAAUCUUCUCGCGUACACACCGUGAAAUGACUUCCCGCAGCAUUGGGAUGAUAUCGUAAGGUAUUCCCACAAGAGAGAUAAAUUUCUCGAAGGAGAGACCACCGCUGAAUUUUCCAUCUUCGAUCAUCUCCCGACUGACUCUCCGGAGUAAGUGGACUGCUUCAGAUAGAGCUUCGCCGAGAGUUAAGACAGCCUUCGUCAACGAUCCAAUGGAGCGAGCGGGACAGGGAGAGCAGGAUGUUUUCAUCGUUACGAUGAAAUCGCGGGACUUGCCGCAUUUGAAGAUAGGCAGCUCUGUGUUAAAGGCCGAGUUCGACGACGGCGGUGACUUCUACGCCGAGAAGGCGAAGAACGAGCUGCGCGAGACGCCAGAGGUUGUCGAGCAGGCGUUGAAGGACUAUAAGGCGAUGCUCAAAGAUGAACCUGACCUAUACGUACCGGAUGACGAUGAAUUUUGUCGGAAGUUUCUGCGGCCUUGCAAAUGGUACUCGAAAAAUGCCUUCGAACUGAUGAAAAGGUUUUACAAAUUCAAGUUGAACAAUCCACGCUACUGCCUUAAUCUCCUACCUAGCAAUGAGAAAAAGGUACUCUCUUCGGAUAUAGUGAUACCGUUGCCAAAUCGCAUGGCGAAUGGUUGUAGAUUGUUGUUGAUCAACUGUGGAAAAGUAUGGAACCCAAAGGUCAUCAGUACCGAUGAAAUCUUUCGAUCGGUCAUACUGUCGUUGGAAGCGGCCAUAGCUGAACCCAGAACACAAAUCGCCGGAAUUCACGUAAUUUUAAAUAUGACUGGCUUGACAUUGACCCACGUGACACACAUCACCCCUAGUUUCGCCGCUUCGGUGACGGAUUGGAUACAGAGAUGUUUACCCUGUCGACUGAAGGGCAUUCAUAUAGUGAAUCAACCCUUCAUAUUCAACAUGAUCUACGCCAUCUUCAAACCCUUCCUUUUGGAAAAAACACGCAAAAGGCUUCAUUUCCAUGGCACGAACAGGGACUCUUUACUGUCCUUCAUUGAUGAAAACGUUUUGCCCGUGGAGUUCGGUGGCAAGUUCGAGAUGCCGAAAGAAUCGAUUGGCCAAGGCAUUUGCGACUAUUUCUGCUGGUUCGACAAGGAUUUCGAAGUUGCCGCAAAAUACGGAUACGUCAGGACCACGGAAUGACGAAGGACAAGGUGCAAUGGUCGUUCAACUUGGAAUUUGGAGGUAAUCGAGAGUUUAAAGUAAAGUGAUCGUUUACGUCGGAACGAAAAAAAUACCGAAAAAAAAACCGGGGGUAACGGGUGAUAAGAAAUGGAAGAAAUCGCGAUCAAAGUAAUCAAGCGAAAUGGAUCGACGAUCUCGCGCCGGAUAAAAUUUACUUUAUAAUCUAAAAUACAAUACGUGAACUUCGAGCGUAUCGAAAUGAUAACAAAGUUGAUAACUUGUAAUUACUUUCUUCUUUUUGUUUCUUUUAUCGGAGAUGAAUAAAUUUUUUUGAAUGACUGGACAAUG
This is a messenger RNA of Frieseomelitta varia, 1680 nucleotides long. RefSeq names its product alpha-tocopherol transfer protein-like. Gene Ontology annotation, cellular component: membrane. NCBI's taxonomy places the organism in Eukaryota, Metazoa, Arthropoda, Insecta, Hymenoptera, Apidae. The coding region runs from base 400 to 1350 and encodes 316 amino acids. Gene Ontology annotation, molecular function: phosphatidylinositol bisphosphate binding. The record is from RefSeq and is a predicted model, not a curated record. The transcript is spliced from 7 exons.